AUGGCCUUGACGGAAAUUCUGCCGAACCGACCCCGAAAAGCGGCGCUGCUGAAGGAAUUUAAGUAUGAGAGGCGCCUAAAGGAUGAGGAUUACACCCGUGUCUAUGAUUGCAUUCUGCCUUACGACCUCAGAGAGGCAGUCAAGGCCCACCACAGACUGAUUGUGGGCAUGGUGCACGAAAAAAAGAUCGAUUUGGCGUACCAGGAGCUUCAGAAGAUGUUUGUUGGAUUGUGUGACUGCCGGCUUCGAUCUGGCGAGGUGCCGUUGUCGACUCUUUUGCAUGGCGAGUUUGGUGAUUUGGAUCACACCUUGGUGAACUCGUACCAUAUCCUUUUGCUUCAGACGUUGCUCCAGCGUGUUUCUGGGAACUUGCAGCUGAUAGCUGCGGGCGAAAAUGGCUUCAACAUUUUGAUAUUCCACACAAUUGCAUCGUCUUUGACGCGUACUGGGUCUAUUGUGAAGUGGAUCGAAAAGGCUCCAGGCCAGGUAUCGUUGAAGCACUACGCGGGCUUGCGCAAGGUGGCGACGGGGUUCCUCAAAAUCAUAGACUUUUUGCAUCAGAAGACCCCGCUGGCCCAAUUGUCCGGGUAUAGAGAGGAAUGGGUGCUACUCCAGAUGAAGUUCUCCAGGUUGGCGGACCCAGAAGUCCAGGUUGAGGUACCUCAAUCGGCACAGGGUGAGUUUCUAAAUGACCUCAGGGCAUCAAUUGAGCCACAACCGGUACCUACAGAACAAGCCCCCAAUGAUCCUUUACAGCAUGUACUCCACGAGCUACAGAUAGACUCCCCGGUUGUCCCCUCAACAAAGCUAUAUUCGAGGGUAAUCGACAAACUCGGCUCACUCCUGCCAACCGCAGAUCGUGUUGAUGUACUCGACAACAUACUUCUUGCAUUCGACGGCAUUGACAUGCCUUCCAAAGAGACCUUCAUAGACUGUGUGGCCCGCUUCGCCAAGGAGCUCUCGACAAAUCACAAAUUUCAAAUUCUACUCGAGCGGGUAUUACCGUUUGCAUUGGACCUAGCCAAAGACAAAUCCGAGAUGGUCUCGUCGUGCUUCCGUUUCGGCAAUAGUCAUCAGAACUGUGCAGCGCUACUAUUGGGCCUCCAUCAUUUACCGCCAUCUGUGGAGAAGAGAAAGAAACAAGGCUUGAGGGAGCUCACGCUCAACUGUCUCAUGAUAAAUAGGCAGUUUGAACAUUCUUUGAAUGCUACCGUUGGCUACCUAACUGACCAUGAUUUUCCAGAAGGCAGUGUGCUAAGAGGCACCACUGGGAACCUUCCAGAAUGUGUGCUCAAGUCGCUUGCAUACCUUUCAAAGUACCGCUUGGACGAUCUUUCGGAAGCAAUUGCGAGCCUAGCAAUGGGUGAUGACUCUAGAGGACAAUUACUCCUUCAGACACUUUUAUCGAUAGACGAGGCAAGCGUGGUAUCCGUUAAGGGCCUCUUUUCUGCGUUCACCAUUAAAGACAGCUCCACACUCCUUUUUUGCAUAUUGAACGCUGAAAGAGUGACUGAAGUGUUCCUUUCGUUACCCAAACCCACCACCACUUUCGAUAGACUUCUUUCAGCUGCGAUUCUCACCAAUCGACUCAAAACCACACCCGGUCCCGUGAAGCCUUUUCUCGCUGACAUCGGCACCCAUAUCGGGGCAUGGCUUAGGAAUACGUCCUUUGAUGAUGUUGAGUCAGAAACUCUCACAACCCUCACCCGCAGCGUGUUUGAUGGCGGCCAUUACGCCUUUGCGCUGUAUAUCCUCCAAAUGCUGGACGAGGUCGACUCAAUUCCCCUUGAGAUGCGACUCUCAUUACAACUCCUUUCCAUUAAGUGCAGCUUACGUCUUGGAAAAUAUGAGGAGAUCCCAUCGAAGUUGAGCACUGCUGGCAGGUUGAUGAAACAGAUGGCUGAAUCCAAGAUGAUUGUCGAGAGUUUGUCACUUGUCGAAUGGAAACUACAUCAGUUCGAGUAUUUCAUCAACACCUACAACGCCAAAAAAGCUGGCGAGAAGUUUGAAGAGAUCACCAGAUUCCUCGCUUGCAAACCUGAAUUCAGCCUCAGUGCCAAUCAGUCGAUGCCGCUCACGCAAACCAUAUCUUGCCUUCUACUCAACGCACAUUUCCUUCACUUGACAGCUAAAUUCGAGUACAGCACGGGUAGAUUUGCCCUGGCCUUGAAGAAUUUGAAGUUAGCUAUCAAGAUUGGUGUGUCUAUUUUGAAGAAGCUUUCUGGAGCAUGCGACUUAAAAGACGAGACUGUUCGAUUCUUAUUGACAUGUUACAAGGAGGGCUUCGAGCUUGCCAAACAGGCCGGGUGCCUGGGUGAGGCGGUUAACAUGAUACUGGAAAUGGAUCAUAUUAACCAGUCGUUCAAAGAUUCCUUGAUCAAUGCCAAGGCUCACUUUGCUCUUGCUGACAUGUAUCUUUUGACAGGGGAUAUGCUGACUUCUGCUUUACAAUACGAAGAGGGUCAACGCAUCUCAUCAGAGAAGGACAUGGCUUUAUUGAAGGCAAUGCAGUUGAGCUCCGUCCUUUUAAGCUACGUGCUCAACGGGGAGUCUAAAACGACCCUGAUCAAGUCUGAAUUGCUCGAAACUCUUGGACAUGUCGAUCAAAUGGAAGCAUUUUCAUCAAAGGAUUUGUUGAGCGACCUAGGCAGAUACGAGUAUCUUCUUUCCCAGAAGGAGAGCAUUGUUUUGACGGAGAACAACACUGACCAUUCGCCUCAAACCAUUCUUUUGAAGACAAUAGCAUCCGCCAGACAAGAGAUUCUGGACGUGAAAAGUGCAAUCAUUGAUAAAGGAAAUGCGAUCGUCAUUCCGUCUGGACUCGCAUUCACCAGCGAGUUGAACGAAAAAGAUCUCAGCAUCGUCGACAAGCUUCUUGAUUGCAAAGAUACAUUGCUCAGAUUUCUUGAGAACGACUACUCGCAGCUGCUUGGGGUUGAGGAGUUGAAAGACCUUCAAAAUACUCUUACAAGAUGCAUCUUCACUCUUUCCCAGAUAACUGUGGUUAAGGAGGAAGGCGCAGAAAGCUUACUCAAGGAUGUAUUUUAUCUCCUGGAGCUCCCAAGAGUUCUCCCCUACCAGUCGCUAACACAGAUUCACAGGACUGAGCAGAAGAGUAACGAAAUCAUGCCGACUCUAUCGACAACGAACCUCAAGAAUGUUCAUGCUAAAGAGCUGUUUUUUGGUGAUCUCUCAAGCCUUCUUCCCAAGGACUAUGUUGUCAUAACUAUCGACUGUUGCGCCCAAUCCGGAGACUUGAUAUUGAGCAAGUUACAGAAAGGUCUGAGUAUUCCAUCAUUAUUGAGGCUCUCGCUGGAACGAGGUGCCUCACAGCUGACGCCAUUCUGGUCAGUGAUGGAAAAGCUAGUUAAAAUUAUCGACGAGAGUCAUAAAACCACCAACCUGGAUACAACUCGCAACAUCAGAACGAAGGAAGAACGUAAAGACUGGUGGAAAAGACGGUUUAUUCUUGAUGCAAAGUUGAAGAAUGUUUUGGACAAUGUUGGAAAUAACUGGUUAGGUGGAUUUAAAGGCCUUUUGGAAUUAACCGAUUACUCGUCCACCGAGUUUCUUUUCUUCAAAUCCGAGCUCCAAAGAGUGUGGAAAAAAAGCUUAGGAGUGAAUGUCUUAGAUUUCAGUGACACUAUCACUGAGCUCUAUUUUAAUUUGACACCCUCGGGAAAUGUACCAUUGGAGAUCAAGCAUUUGCAAGAUUUGAUUAAGUAUACUGCUUCAGAGCUUGGUGUCUCCGUCGAUGAAAGAAAGCUUGUCAACGAAAUUAAGAAAAUUCUCCCCACUAAGAGAAAACUUCAACCUCAGCAUUUGGUGCUUCUUCCAAGUCACACAUGCUCGGACUUUCCUUGGGAGAGUAUCGACUUCUUGAGAUCGAAAUCCAUCUCUCGUGUCCCUAGCAUAACCUGUCUUUUGGAGCUACUCAAGCGUGCUUCGGCAGACCUUAAAGACGGUCAUCUGAGCUACUACGUGUUGAACCCUGGUGGUGACCUCAAGAAAACUGAGCUUAGAUUCAAGACGAUGUUUGCAUCAAUGGCCCGAAGCAAUGGCAUAGCAGGCCAAACUCCAAAUGAAGAAGAGCUUUUCCACAAUCUUUUUAGAACCGAUCUUUUUGUUUACGCUGGUCAUGGUGGAGGGGAGCAGUAUAUGAGGAUGAACCAACUCUUGAAAAAGAGUAUAGGUGAAAAUCUUAAUCUCCCACCAGCCAUAUUGAUGGGUUGUUCCUCUGGUGCAUCACAGAAGCAUGGUAGGCUAGAGCCUUCUAGUAAUAUCAUGGUUUGGCUUCUCUGCGGUUCGCCAAUGAUUGUCAGCAAUCUAUGGGAUAUCACUGACAAGGAUAUUGACGCCUUUAGCUCUGAUGUUUUAGAGAGAUGGGGUUUGAUUGGAAAUCUCAAGGAAAGAAGCGAUAUCGCCAGCGCCGUGGCUAAAAGUAGAGACACUUGUGUCCUCAAAUACUUGAAUGGAGCGGCACCCAUCGUCCAUGGACUUCCCAUUCGUCGUCAAUAA
Candidozyma pseudohaemuli is the source of this 4518-nucleotide messenger RNA. It is a transcript of the gene ESP1, whose product is annotated as separase. The record is from RefSeq and is a predicted model, not a curated record. NCBI's taxonomy places the organism in Eukaryota, Fungi, Ascomycota, Pichiomycetes, Serinales, Metschnikowiaceae. Bases 1 to 4518 code for a protein of 1505 amino acids. Gene Ontology annotation, cellular component: nucleus; mitotic spindle; centrosome. Gene Ontology annotation, molecular function: cysteine-type endopeptidase activity; protein binding. The transcript has a single exon. Gene Ontology annotation, biological process: meiotic chromosome separation; proteolysis.